Acanthocheilonema viteae is the source of this 1410-nucleotide messenger RNA. The record is from the annotation of a GenBank genome assembly. Lineage: Eukaryota; Metazoa; Nematoda; Chromadorea; Rhabditida; Onchocercidae.
AUGAAAGAUGCGCAAUUGAUCAAAACAUCAAGUCUCGAUUUGUGGGCAAAUACAGCUUUUCGAAUAUUCUUGCACGUUUUGCUAUGAUCAAUCACAAAUGAUCGAGGAGAACGUAAUGAUAUUAUUUGCGUUCCACAAUUGAUCGCAUUAAUUGCUUUCCUUUGUGAGAUUGCUGAGCAUCAAAGUCGUUUAUCAUUAUCGGAAUUUCUUCAUUUAAAUAGUACAGCAACAUUACCACAUCAGUUAGUACGAGUGGCAGAAUAUAUUCGAAAUUGGGAAUUAUUUGUUGAAGCUGCUGUUAAACCUGGAAGUUUCAACUGGAAUCGGCGUUUGUUAAUACAUCCAUUACAUACCAAAAGUUACGGUUUUGAAACAUUUAUGGCACUGAAAUAUCUCGGGAUUGAGCUUAAAAUCUACGAUGAGAAAACAGGACGCGCGGAGUUAGUAGCAUGGCUUCGAAGGACAUGCAAGACUGAAGAAGGAGAAGCACGCUGUCCAAUUUUUUUAUGGAAAAAAGCUGAAACGAAAGCAUCAGAUGUUCAAGAGUUAAACAACCAGAAAUGUCCAAUACUUAUUCUUGCAUCGCACUUUUAUAUUCCAAUGUCCACUAAUAUUCUCGAUACACAUAAUAUAUUUUACACAACAUUUAAGGGUAAAAAGCUGAAAGAAGUGUUAGCUUGCCGAUAUUCGUGUCGCGAUUUCCCACCAUUUCGUUGUUUGCAAGUUCAAAAAAGUUUACUUAUCACAUUGCCAACAUAUUCUGAUGACAUUGCUGCCUAUUGUAUAUCAAAUGCGGAUGAUUCAGAUAUGGCAAAAGAUCCUAAUUCGCUUAUAAAUAUGAUAACAUUCAUGAGAAGUGGCACAGAAACGGAAUCGGUCAAAAUUCUUCAUGAACUAUACGUCCCACUCUUUCAUGGAUUACCCAACAGAACAACUAAUCUUGCUGAUGCGUUGUGUAAGACAAUACCGCACAUCGACAAGUUAUUCCAGCCUGACGGAUUCGGUGACUUAGGAACAUUAGAACAUGAACCAUCCUAUAUCGUUGGGCCACGCUUAACUACAAGUAUACAAAAUAUUGACCGUCUAGAAGUUAUGCACACUCCUGGUCCUGAUGAAAUUGAGGUGGUGAAGCAAAUCCCAUCAUCUGUUGACAAAAUGUCCAUCCUUGAUAUGCCUUUUCUUGUCAUCAUUUGGGACAAUAGUAGAAAUAUACCGCUCUACAUUGCACGUAUUGCCGAUCCCGUACCAAAGACUACAAGCAUGCAAGUUGAUGUUACUGAAGAAAUGAUGUCAGCUAAUUAUUCCAAAAAAUUCUUCUGGAAAUUGUUGAAUCCAAUGCGCCAUAUAUUUAGAUUUGGCAAUAAUAAAGGCAAUUUGGAUGGACGUGAAACUGCAGCCAAUUUACAAUAA